Diaporthe citri is the source of this 795-nucleotide messenger RNA. RefSeq lists its product as uncharacterized. Lineage: Eukaryota; Fungi; Ascomycota; Sordariomycetes; Diaporthales; Diaporthaceae. Bases 1 to 795 code for a protein of 264 amino acids. The record is from RefSeq and is a predicted model, not a curated record. The transcript is spliced from 3 exons.
AUGUCCACAUCCAAUCUCCGCAAGGCCGAUGGCCCUCUCGGCCUGAUUUCAACGCCACGGACGCUGACUGGCAAGACCGACCCAUUCACAGAAGAUGCUUCUCAAAUGGCGCUUGUUCACAACAUGUUGAUUCGUGCAUACAACAGUAUCUACCUCCAGGCAACACAUGUGCGGUCAGCAGACGUGCCAGACUUUUUGAAUUACUGCUCGGCGUGGCAUAUGACACUCAAGGGUCAUCACGAUGCCGAGGAAGAAGUUUAUUUCCCAGGCAUCGAGAAAGCUACAGGAGUCAAGGGAAUCAUGGAUUCGGAGGUCGAUGAACAUGCCUCGCGGCGAUUUGUUCAAGCUGCAUUUAGCGAAGGUUUGCAAAAGUUCAAGGACUAUGUUGAUUCCCGCCUGGCCGACCCAUCUUCAUAUUCUGGCAAGGAGCUGGUCAGCAUCCUGGAAUCGUUUGGCGAGGUCCUCGCGACUCACUUAGCCCAUGAGCCGCCCAAGCUGGCGUCUCUCGGCCAGUACGGAGAUUUUGACCCCAAACCGCUCUCAGAGCAGACGGCAAACCACAGCAUGAAGUACAUGCACGUCACAAAUGUACUCCCAACGUUGUGGUUCAACUUGGACAAGGAGUUCGAGGAAGGAAAAUGGGCUGACUUUCCUGCGAUGCCCGGUCCCGUCAAAUGGGUCAUGAUCAAUGUGCUGGGGUCCUGGCAAAGGAACUGGUGGAGGUUCGGGAGCAGCGGUGCAGACGGCUUUCAGAGAGAGCUCUACUGUCUGUCGGAUGAAUACUCCAAGGCAUAA